Messenger RNA from Symbiodinium sp. CCMP2592, 1158 nucleotides. NCBI's taxonomy places the organism in Eukaryota, Dinophyceae, Suessiales, Symbiodiniaceae. The record is from the annotation of a GenBank genome assembly.
AUGCGGACAACGGCGCGCCGGCGGACGGCCCCGGAUCUCGACUUGGAAAAGGUGCAGCUGCCAAAUCUGCUGCCCAGCCGCGGAGGAAGCUUCGUGCCGCAGCUCAGCGCGAGGAGGCACUCAGGAGGACCUUCGUUGACGCCUGCCACACCUUCAAAAACCACAAGCCUGACGCCACAAUCUGGAGGCUAUGCACUUGCAGAGACACGAAAUCUCCGACGUUUGAGCAAACAGCGAGGGCUGGUGCAACGAGACGAGGAGGCUCAGGACGAGGAGAUACCCAGUUUGGAGGAGCUGGAACGUGACCUCCAAGGCUGGAAUGGCCAAUGGAAGAAGAAGAAGGCGGCAGUGCUGAUUCUCGAGCGCCUCCGCCUAGAUCAGGAGGCCGAGGACCGGAGGAGGGAAGAGCUGGAGGAGAGGCGUCGUAAACAGGAGGAGAAGCGAGAGCAGAUGCGCCGGAUAAUGGAGCAGGAGCAGCGGGAACUGCAGGAAGAGAUCAAACGCCACGAAGCGCGUGUGAAGUCUUUGAAUGCAGCGAAAGCUUGGCAGAACUUCGCCCAUCGGAUCGUUGCCUUGCAGGAGAAGCUCAUCGAGGAGUUGAAGCAGCCAUGGACCUGUCCUACCUGCUCUGGCUCGGGAUUGUGCAACAGGUGCAAGGGUGAGGGGACCCUUUCCGUCACGUACCUGUCGUCCAACGUGCAAGCUCGCAAUGCAGAUGCAUUCCGUGGGCGCUGCGUCUAUGGUUGUCAUGCUUGCGGAGGCAUUCGUGAUGGCCGUGAUGUCUAUGGCUACGAGACAGCAGAGCUAGGCUCUGGACUGUGUUUGAAGUGUGCUGGGCAAGGGUACCGGUCUCAGUAUGGCAGCGCAUCCGUCUCGAAACACAGGGCAUACGGCCGAGUUUCUGAGUGUGGAAAGGGAGGACGUGUGUGUGGCCCCCAACCUUGCAGGCAAAUCUGGCCCUCCCUACGAGAGGUACUGGCUCAGAUGGAGGAGCUGCUUAGGGUCAAGGCUUUGAUGGAGCAUGCUGGAGCUGCCUUGCGGGGCUUCCGACUGUGUUUCAGGAGCGCAGGAAGGCAGUGUCUGCCGAUGAGCCGCUGUCUCCACGGUAGCGGAAGGUUUCUUUGUGGCUGGGCUGUUUUAUUUGUGGAAGGGAUGUAA